Messenger RNA from Penicillium daleae, 1140 nucleotides. Its product is annotated as NAD(P)-dependent alcohol dehydrogenase. NCBI's taxonomy places the organism in Eukaryota, Fungi, Ascomycota, Eurotiomycetes, Eurotiales, Aspergillaceae. Gene Ontology annotation, biological process: D-sorbitol catabolic process. The transcript has 3 exons. Gene Ontology annotation, molecular function: L-iditol 2-dehydrogenase (NAD+) activity; zinc ion binding. The record is from RefSeq and is a predicted model, not a curated record. Bases 1 to 1140 code for a protein of 379 amino acids.
AUGUCGACCGCUACAACCGUCACCAAGACCAACAUUGGGGUUUACACCAACCCCAAGCAUGACCUGUGGAUCGCCGAGGCCGAGCCUAAAGUUGAGGAUGUCCACAGCGGCAAGACCCUCAAGUCCGGCGAGGUGACCAUCGAGGUGCGCAGUACUGGAAUUUGCGGAUCCGACGUGCACUUCUGGCAUGCGGGCUGCAUCGGCCCUAUGAUCGUCACUGACGACCACAUUCUCGGCCACGAGUCUGCCGGUCAGGUCAUCGCGGUCGCCCCCGACGUCACUUCGCUCAAGCCCGGCGACCGCGUCGCAAUUGAACCCAACGUGAUCUGCAACGAGUGCGAGCCCUGCUUGACUGGCCGUCGCCUUCCUGUCCACUCCCCCGUAGACGGCCUGUUGCGCCGCUAUGUCAACCACCCCGCCAUCUGGUGCCACAAGAUCGGUGACAUGAGCUAUGAGGACGGUGCCCUCCUGGAGCCACUGAGCGUGACUCUGGCGGCCGUCGAGCGCAGCGGGCUGCGCCUGGGCGACGCCACCCUCAUCACCGGUGCCGGUCCCAUCGGUCUGAUUUCGUUGCUGAGCGCCCGCGCCGCGGGUGCGUGCCCCAUUGUCAUCACUGACAUUGAUGAGGGCCGUCUGGCUUUCGCCAAGUCGCUGGUCCCCGAGGUGCGCACCUAUACGGUAGAGAUUGGCAAGUCGGCCGAGGAGUGUGCGGAGGGCAUCAUCAAUGCCCUGAACGACGGCAAGGGUUCUGGCCCGGAUGCCCUGCGACCCAAGCUGUGCUUGGAGUGCACCGGUGUCGAGAGCAGUGUCAACUCGGCGAUCUGGAGUAUGAAGUUCGGCGGCAAGGUGUUUGUGAUUGGCGUUGGCAAGAACGAGAUGACCAUCCCCUUCAUGCGUCUGAGUACCCAGGAGAUCGACUUGCAGUACCAGUACCGCUACUGCAACACCUGGCCGCGUGCUAUCCGCCUGGUGCAGAAUGGUGUGAUUGACCUGCGCAAGUUGGUGACCCACCGCUUCGCGUUGGAGGAUGCCCUCAAGGCCUUUGAGACUGCGGCGGACCCCAAGACUGGCGCUAUCAAGGUGCAGAUUAUGAGCUCGGAGGAGGAUGUCAAGGCGGCCUCGGCUGGUGAGAAGAUCUGA